AUGUGUCGAAUUGUUGACGAGCAAUUGUGGAGAAAGAUAGUGAUGACAAUUCUAAAACCAGAAAUUUAUGAAAUGAGUACCACUAUGACCUCAUCUAGCUCGCAGAGAAUUUUAGAAAUAUAUCCCGAACUUCGGAAUAUCUUUCAAAUAUCUCGUGAAAGAGUUGAUAUCAAUGAUUAUAACUGUAUUGCUAAUAUCAUACCGUGCCGGUCACAUGCAGGUCAGGUCACUCCUAUGCACAUAUCUGACCGUUUUGCACGCUUUCACAAUCGGUGGGUGACAUAUGUCCCAAAAAAUAAUAUCGAACAAGAAACAUUCGAAACAGAAAUCUUUUCAGUUCGUCAAUGUAUUUUGACAGUUAUUUAUGAUAUCCAAUCAAACUGUCACUUCUAUAAUUCAACAGAAUGGCGAAGUGGUGAUAUGAUAUGGAUCCAAGGAAAGGAAAUUUUCACGAUUGAUUCGAAAAAACAUGUGUGCAAUGGAAAUGGGAUGAAGUAG
This is a messenger RNA of Loa loa (African eye worm), 498 nucleotides long. RefSeq lists its product as hypothetical. The record is from RefSeq and is a predicted model, not a curated record. Bases 1 to 498 code for a protein of 165 amino acids. NCBI's taxonomy places the organism in Eukaryota, Metazoa, Nematoda, Chromadorea, Rhabditida, Onchocercidae. The transcript has 7 exons.